This is a messenger RNA of Staurois parvus, 624 nucleotides long. The record is from the annotation of a GenBank genome assembly. NCBI's taxonomy places the organism in Eukaryota, Metazoa, Chordata, Amphibia, Anura, Ranidae.
GGGGGCACCGAGUCACCAGGCACAACCGUGGGCUCCGAGUCAACUGGGAUGACCGCUGGCACUGGGUCAGACAUUGGAUCGUCUGGCUGGACAGCGGGCACUGGGUCACCAGCCAUCAGGUCAUUUGGCUCGACAGCGGGCACCGCGUCAUCUGGCAAGGCAGUGGGCUCCGAGUCAACUGGUAUGACCGCGGGCACUGGGUCAGACAUUGGAUCGUCUGACUGGACAGCGGGCAUCGGGUCACCAGGCAUCAGGUCAUUUGGCUCGACAGCGGGGCACCGCGUCAUCUGGCAAGGCAGUGGGCUCCGAGUCAACAGGCACGACAGUGAGCACCGGUCAUCAGGUACCGGAUUGUCUGGCUCGACAGCGGGCAUCGGGUCACCAGGCAUCAGGUCAUUUGGGCUCGACAGCGGGCACCGGAUCAGGUACCGGAUCAUCUGGAUCAACAGCGGGCAUCGAGUCAACUGGCCUAAUAGGAUCGUCAGGCUGGAUCAGUUCAUCAUGCUGGGUAGAGGCAUCAGGCUGAAUGCCGGCGUCCGGCUGAGUAGAGGCUUCAGGCCGAGUAGGCUUCAGGCCGAGUAGAGGCUUCAGGCCGAGUAGAGGCUUCAGGCCGAGUAGAGGCAU